Ectocarpus sp. CCAP 1310/34 is the source of this 815-nucleotide messenger RNA. NCBI's taxonomy places the organism in Eukaryota, Phaeophyceae, Ectocarpales, Ectocarpaceae. The record is from the annotation of a GenBank genome assembly.
AUGGUUCGAGGUGGACCAAGGCCUCCGACAGGGAUGCAACCUGGCCCCGCUGCUGUUCAACUUGUUCUUUGCCGCGAUGCUCAUGGUCGCCGUGGCCGAGUUCGACAAGGACCCCAAGGUGACGGCGGACAUGGUCAAGAUCGGGACACAAGUGGAGUACACGGGCAAGAAGGGCAGGUCGGCGGGGAAGAAGACGACGGUGGUGACGACGCGGAGGCCGUGUGGGCCAUGCUCUACGCUGACGACGCGGCCAUCGUCUCGCGCUCGCCGGAGAGUUUCGAGAAGAUGAUGUCGGCCAUCGUGCGCGUGGCCGGCCUGUUCGGACUGAUGGUAUCGGAGCCAAAGAUGGAGAUCAUGUGUAUGCUGCCGAACGGGAUCGGGGAACGUCCGUUCACGGUCAGCGCCGCCGGCCAUACCUACAUGCAGACAGAUCGGUUUGUGUACCUCGGACGCACCAUCUCCGCGGACGGGAAGGCUGACCGGGAGAUCACGAGCCGCAGCUGCCGAGCGUGGAAGUGCUACCGCCAGAACAGUGCUUCGACGUACGACGAGGCGACGGGCCGACCGCCAGCUCAAAAUCCGGCUACUCCAGGCUGAAGUGGUGGAGAUUUUCCUAUACGGGUGCGCCUCGUAGAGCCUAACAGCGGAGCACUACACGAAGCUCAAUGGGACCCACCGCCAGUUCCUUACACGGUGCAUCGGCUGGAGCAAGCGCAAACGCUCAGACCGCCCCCUGUCCUAUGCACAGGCCCCCAUCCAGGCCGGCUGCGAGGAAACCAUCGAGGCCACCGUGCAAAAACGGAGACUUCUGUGUU